CUCUUACGCACAUCGCCUCAUUGCGCCUGUACACAAGACCAUGCACGCACGCCAAUCCCUCCAUGAAGGACACGUCAACCGAGACUGCUUGUCAUCCCUGGAAGUGGGCUGCGCGCGAUGCUGCGGGAGUUGUGCACCGAUACUGCAAGACAAGACAGCAAAUGAGCAUCCAUGUUCAAUCCAAUGCACGUGUGUGCACAAGCAGGAUGUCUCCUUACGCGUGACAUCUUCAGGGCAUUUCUCGUCGGCAUCAACCGGCGACCUCAGCUGCCAAGCGUCUUCCGCACCAGCAGGCACAGCCACCAUCUCAGGGGCCACAUCAGCGGUUUUGGCGGCCUCGUCGAUGGCCUUGAGCACCCAUCUGUGCCGCGUCCCGUGACGCACCUCCCCCGCUUCAGCAUUGACAGUGCUGCUGGCGGCGGCCUUUGCGUCCCGCUCCUGCUUGGCAGCGAUAGCCUUUGAGAUGAUGUUGGUCUUGAAGCCGUAGCCCGGCCGGGUGUGGCCCACACGCCCGGGAGACCACGUCACGAAGAAGCGAAAGCUGAGGGAGGAAGGAACAAGGGCAAUAAGAUGCGAGGACAUUUGGUCGAUCGGUGGGUGUAUUUGUGUUGACUUACAAUUUUCCGUCUUGGAAUUGCUUGACCAGCUCCGGGUCCACCUGCUCUAGACCGGCUGCCGUGCUCGCAGCAGCAGCAUAGAAGAUGGUCUCCACCUUGUAGGUGCGGAUGUUCCCCCAGUCGGGUGUGCCCUCGAUGUGGUCGGCCCCCCAGCCCUCCAUCACAAAUGACCAGCCGCUCGGGUACGACAGCCACUGAGGCACCGCCUCGCCAUUGAGCAAAUCGGAACGCUUCUCGCAAAAGUGACGCAAAUACUGACACAAACAACAACAGCAGGCAGGCAGGCAGACAGAGAACGACAUAUAUGUUUUCUCUCUGUCUGUGUGUCCUCUCUCUCUGUGUCACACGUGCCGCGCCCACGUCAUAGAGCUUGACAGCGAAGUGUGCCAUCCACUCUUUGUGUGUCUUGCCCUGCGGAUAGGCCCUCUCGUUUUGCCCUGGUGGUAAGCCCGGUGAGGACGCCACACUCGACGGACGGCUGGUGGCCAAGGACGGCGUGCGAUUGGUCGACCUCCUGGAACGCUCCGGCUCAGAAGGCUCUUCCAGCACCAACGCCCGCCGCCUUCGUGAGCGAGACCGAUCAUUUUUCUCCUUCUCCUCCUUCUCCUCCUUGACCUCCUGCUUGUCCACCGCCUCACUCCUCAGCCGCGACGGGCGAUUGCGGCGGCUCUCGCGGGCCCCCCUCUUGGCACGCGGACCGGCGAUCUCGGUCCAGGUGGGGUAGGGCAGAUCCUCUGUGACAUCAUCCGCCAUAGCCGCCGCCGCCGUCGCCGCACGACCCCCCCUGGCGGCCACUUUGGCCUUGGCCGUGGAGGACCGUGGGUUGGCCUUGCUGGGCACCUGCAGCGGCUUUGGGCGCGGCCUGUUGGGGGAGGGCUGGCCGAGGAUGAUCGACGGGGGAGCCUUGCUGCCGUGGGGGCUGGUGGUCUGGGGAGGCGUGGCAAAUGGCGUGGGGUACACUGAAAGGGAGCAACAACGGCAGCAGGAGAACAAGUGCACACUUGAUCACACGCCCGUUUUCUUCCCUCUGUCCUCUACCUGAGGUACCGUUAGGCGUCCCCCCGUUGUGCUGGCCGCGACCCUGACGGCCACCGUCGGCCUCGAUUUUCACGGAUGGCGACGGCACGUGAUUGGGUGCCUUAUCAUCAGCGACGGCGGCGGCUGCCUGCUUGCGUUGCUGGCGGCGCUCCUGUCGCUCAAGCCUUAUCUUCUGGAUCGUCGACGCACCGAACUGGACAUGCCAGUCGAACUCUCCAAGCUCGACAGUGUCCCUCUGUGGGAAGUCCCUCAGGUGCCGGAGAGCCCGCAUGGCCGUGAGGGCGCCAUCGAGGGUCCGGAAGUCGACACAGAAGGCACUCUCGUUGUCAGGCGGGGGAGGGAACCGAACCCCGAUACCUUCCAACUCGCCGUACUGCUGGAAGUACUCGCGCAGUUGUAGUCGUGAGUAGUCACCUGGACGACCAGCGGCCCACACAGUAUAGCAAUUCUCGCUGUCAAACUCCACCUGAGGGACAGAAAAGGAAAACCAUGCACGCAUUGUGUGUGAAGCCCACAUCAUGAAGUGAGGCUCUCACGCUUGUCACGAGCCGACUGAGAGGCAUGUGGUCGACGGAGUAUGUGCUCCUACGUACCUCUGGGAGCCUCUCGGCCUCCGUUGCCUCCCUCUUUUUGUCUUCGGGUCCUUUCCUGACUCUCGCGGCGAGUGAGGACAGAGGGAGCGGCAGAGGAGGAACGAGAGAGACCGAAUGGUUCGCUGCCAUAGGGGUGCAACCCGUUCUGCCUCUACAGUGCCC
Molecule: messenger RNA, 2410 nt
Organism: Vitrella brassicaformis
Lineage: Eukaryota; Vitrellaceae
Source: the annotation of a GenBank genome assembly